Molecule: messenger RNA, 5901 nt
Organism: Astyanax mexicanus (Mexican tetra)
Lineage: Eukaryota; Metazoa; Chordata; Actinopteri; Characiformes; Acestrorhamphidae
Gene: heatr6
Product: HEAT repeat containing 6
Exons: 20
Coding region: 34-3720 (1228 amino acids)
Source: RefSeq, a predicted model, not a curated record
CUUAGCAAAGCCGCAGUUUUGGCCUCCGUUAAGAUGGCCGCUCGAGUGAGCCGCGUUGACUCGAGCUCGGUCGUGGUUUCUGAUGGAGGUUUGGCUCCGUUUCAGUCUGAGGGUCUUCUGUUCAGCGCGGGGGCUGAGCUCGACUCUCUGCAGGCUGGAGGAGAGCCGUUCCGCCGCUGCAGCGCCAAGCUGAGAGCUCUGAGCGCCUCUGGAGGAGCGACAGUGAAGACCGAGCUGAACCUGCUGCUGGACGAGCUGCUCUCCCACAACUACAGCCUUCAGAACAGUGGCCACAACAUAACAGCACAGGACGUGUGUGUGGUGAUCGUCCAUGCCAGUCGCCUGAUUCCUCACAGCCAAGAGCACCUUGUGAUCAAACUGUGCCAGCUGAUUCACCAGCUGCUAAACCAGCUACAGGUGAUUGUGGAUGAGCAGACACUCUACACACUGGUAUCAUACUGCACACGUGCUCUGCGGACAUGCAGCUCAUGGACCCACUCUGAGAUAUUGCUGGCUGUCUCAUCGCUGGUGUAUGGCAAUGGGCCGAGAUGCCAGCAGCACCUUCCAGAGCUCAUUGGACCAAAUGGUGUUCUUCUAAAGUAUGGUGACCCCAAGCAGACUGACAUAGAACUGCGGCGCUCGUCUGUACACUGCCUGGCCAACCUUUGUCUUGGUGUUCCUGGUCAUCCUUAUUUGGAGGAAUCUUACAAAGGAGUUUGUUACAGAAUCUUCUUGCACAAUCUUCAGUCUCUGAAGCCGUCUGAUGUUGAAGAUGUGGUCUUUUGCACGUUGUUGCAGAGUUCCCUAAAAGGCAUUCAGUAUUUUCUGAAUGGGGCAAAAUGGAAGUCUACUCCUGAUCAGGACUUGGGCACCCUAUUGGCUCUACUCAAGAAAUAUAUGUUCUAUGGGUUGCCUGGAAUAAAUGUGGAGAUGCCUCAGGUUCUGUACCCAGCGCCUCUCCCCCAGUAUGAGGCAGUUCCUGCAGCCAAAGCUGAACCUGCACAGGAUGUACCAGCCCAGAGAAAAACAUCAGGGUCCCAACAGAAUAAGAAGCGAAAGUCACGGGGGAAAGGGAAGAAGGCCAAAGCAGAGGGGAAGACAGAUGGUGGACCAGAGGAAGGAGAUGAUGAGGAGCCAAUCUCGGUCCCCGUCAGGACUGGAGGAGGUGGGGGAGCAGGACGGGGAGAGGGACGGAUUGGGUGGCCCAAAACCUCCAACCCCCUCACUCUGCCUCUGCAGACAGGAGCCCACUCCCAGUUUUACCCCAACUGGAAGAAAAACAGCUCCGACUCGGAGUUCUCUGACCCUGAAGGAGGAAUGCAGUCCAAACUCAGGCUUUACCAGGCUCGCGUGCGCCAGAGUGCUCUGCAGUGUUUCCUGGCAGUUGUAAAGAGUGUGGAGAAGAGGGUCCUGCAUGGCUACUGGUCGUCUUUCAUUCCUGACGCUCCUGGAACUGGAAGCCCUCCUUCACUUACCCUCCUCACCAUUGCUCUGAAAGACCCUUCUCCUAAGGUGCGAGCAGCAUCGUUGCAGGUGCUCUCCGCCCUUUUAGAAGGUUCUCGUCAGUUCCUGUCUGCGGCUGAGGACACCAGCACCCCCCGUCAAGCCUUCACUCCAUUUUCCGCUACAUUAGCAGCCAGUCUGAGAGAGCUCCACCGCUGCCUUCUGCUGGCACUGCUGGCCGAGUCCUCCUCCCAGACCCUUAUACAGGUCAUAAAGUGCCUUGCCCACUUGGUGUCUAAUGUGCCUUACAACCGUCUCAGACCAGGUUUGCUCAGCCCUCUGUGGAAACAGAUCCGCCCAUAUGUCCGGCACAGAGAUGUGAAUGUCCGUGUGUCCAGCCUCACUUUAUUCGGAGCGAUAGUCUCUGCUCAGGCUCCUCUGCCUGAGGUGCAGCUCCUUCUGCAGCAGCCCAGCCAGAGCAUGGGACCGGGCACUUCUGGAGGAGCUACGCCACAAGAGCAGUGUCUCAGCUGGAGGCAGCCUGUCCGCAGGGACAGAGAGCCUAAUCUGCCCUCCCCUGGCGGGACUGGUGUGGAUGGUGUUUUGGAGGCACCUUGCUGGCUGCUGCAGUUGUGUGUGGCUCUUGUUACCCAGCCCAGAGACGAGCCCUAUUCCGACAGCGAUGCAGCCGGGUCCACUGGAGGUGCACUGGAGCCUUCCCCUGUCCGCCUUGAGGCACUGCAGGUACUGGCUCAUUUGGUGAAAGGCUACUUCGCUCUGACUCAGACGUCUCUGCUGGAGUUGGCCCAGCUCAGCGCUCGCUGCCUCAGGGAGCAGGAACCCUCUGUGCAGUUACAUGGAGCUAAGUUGCUGGAAGAACUGGGAACAGGGAUUAUUCAACAGUACAGAUCUGAUGCUAGCACUUCUGAGAGUGCCGGUGCUGUGCCUCUGUCUCAGGUAGUGCAGUUCUGGUCUGAGGUUCUGACUGGUCCACUGAUAGGAGCCUUACAGAAUGAUCAGCACCCAACCUUACAGACCAGCGCAUGUGAUACACUCUCCUCCAUCUUACCUCAGGCCUUCAGCCAAUUUCCUGACAAGACUCAGGUGCUCUGCAUUACGAUCUUGCUGGGGCUGACCUACAGUGAGAAUUCUCUGGUAAAGGCAGCUGCAGUGAGAGCACUGGGCGUCUACGUACUCUUUCCCUGUCUGAGAGAGGAUGUGAUGUUCGUGGCAGACACGGCCAAUGCUAUCCUCACCGUUCUGGACGAUCGCUUUCCCAAUGUCCGUGCCAAGGCUGCCUGGUCGCUAGGCAACCUCACUGACACACUCAUUGUCAACAUGGAGUCUGUUGAAUUGGAGUUUCAGGAGGAGUUCUCUGACAUGCUUCUUCUGAAGAUGCUCAGAUCUGCCACUCGAGCGUCUGGAGACAAGGAUAGGGUGAAGAGUAAUGCUGUGCGAGCUCUGGGGAAUCUUCUUCACUUCCUGCAGCCAGCACACCUGAGAAAGCCAGCGUUUCAGCAGCCCCUGGAGCAGGCUAUGAGGGCCCUUAUAGAUACAGUCAAGGGAGAUGCUACUAUGAAGGUGCGCUGGAAUGCCUGCUAUGCUCUGGGUAAUGCAUUCCGAAACCCUGGCCUCCCUCUGGGCACUGCCAGCUGGUCUGAAGAGGCCUACUCCGCCCUCUCAUCUGUCGUCACUUCCUGUAAGAACUUCAAAGUACGCAUCAAAUCUGCUGCUGCUCUGUCUGUUCCUGCAUCACGUGACCGCUAUGGAGACACGCGGCAGUUUGCCGAAGUGUGGUGUGCCUUGGCCCAAGCUCUGGAGCACAGUGAGGAGACGGAGGAUUUCCUUGAAUAUCGCUAUUGCACUAGUUUACGCACCGAACUCUGCCAUGCUCUCCUUCACCUGCUGUCCUUGUGCCAACUGGACGAUCUAGCCAAUGUGCAGGCAUCACUGAACAGCCAAUCAAAAGCUGUGCUUUUGGGCUUCCUGGUUCACUAUCUCAGUGAUGUUGCUCUGGUUUCCAGGCCUGAGGAUGUAAGCGGGGAGGAUGCAGGAGAUCAAAUGGAGCCGAGGGACAGACUGAAGGAGCUGGAGCAGGCCCUGAGUAGACUGAAGGAGCUGGAAGGUGAAGAUAGAGUGGAUAGUAAGUCUGAUUUGGACACGGUAAAGAUGUUUUUAGAGGAUGUCUCAAAGAGCUGUGAGACAAUAAAGGCUGCAGAGGGACUGGAUGCUUCUGUGACUCACACUAACUCACCUCCAAAGUUUUCCUCAGACUGAUGUAAGCAUUACUGUAAUGCAGACGCAAUGAAACUGCAGAUCAUGUAAAGCCAAGCUUCGCAAGCUUGUGAUCUCUUUUGUUUAUCGACCAAUCACAGGUGUUCUCACUUAGUGCCUUUGUUCAGUCAGUUUCCAUGUGUGCGACAUGACUACAGUCUCUGUAUGAAGUCUACAGUUGUUCAUUUCUCUGUACUUGUCACAUAGUUUGCCAAAUCCAAGCAAUUAUUGUCUCUGCAAGGUAUAUGCUAAGGCCUUUAACAUGUGGGAGAUCUACGCCUGCCACUAUAACUUUUUUUUUGCACAAUAUAUUGUCCCAUAAAUUAUUGUGAUUUAAUUAUAUUAGUAUAUUAUUUUAAUUUUAAGAUCUUGUCAUGCCAGUGAUAUAAUGAUAAUAUGGCAUAAUCAUGCUUUCAUUUUUUAAGAGCAAUAAAAUAAUAAUUUAGAAGAAUCUUUAGUCACUUUAAUUGGAAUACAAAAAAGGUUAAAUAUACUAAAUACAUAAAAACAAAGUAAAUAAAAAUACUUUUUUACGUUUUUAAGCUAAGUCAGCAUAACUGCUCAAUCAAAUUAAUUGUCUCUUCUCACUAAGUAAACACAAUUGACAUAAUUGAGGGCAGCAAAAAUAAUUCAGGUUUUGUCUAUACAUCGUAUGAUACAUUAAUAAUGUAUUAAUAAUAUAUUUCUUGUCACUGACAGAACAAAUGACAAAAAAAACAAAUUAUUCAAGUUUCUUUUGCUUCUGAUUGUUUCUUACAGCAACUAAAUGGCAAAAGGAUUUUAAGUGCGCCUUUUAAAAGCCGCUAUCAGUUAGCAGUUCAUCCGACGUACCUUGUUUUAACAAGGUACACGGGCAGACUUCAGUCUAAUAAACUCACCUCUGAAAGGUGAAAGUUAGCAGCAAAUGCUAAUACUGCUGCAUAGGGGUGUCACGAUUCUCUAAACCCUCAAUUCGAUUUUAUUUCCGAUUUUAGGGUGACAAUUCGAUUCUCUUUUAUUUUAUUUAUUUUUUUUUACAGCAGAGAGGCCUAUGCCAGUUUUAGAUUAGUCUGGUCAGUCAUUGCUUUGAUUCAUUAAAUUUACAAUAUCUUAUUUUAAAAGGUGGGCUUGAUAUAAGUGAUGCAAAGUGAUCUGUAAUACACCACAUUAGGCACUAAUGGUCAAAUUUAAAUAAUUUAAUUAAGAUAUAUAUGUAAUGCCAUCUAGUGGCUUUUUUUGGUAGCAGCAGUGUGCACUGUUAAAACAGCAAUGUGCAACAACACAAAAAAAAUACAGAAACAGUCAUGUACAAAAUAAUAGAACCAUUAGAGGCUUAACAAACUGAACUCUAUCCUACUAUAACAGUUAAACAUGAAAAAUAAGACUCGGUCCCUGAGAAUGACAAGUUUUUUUUCUUAAACAAAUAUAUAUUAUUAACUCUAUCUGAGAGAAAGAUGCUCCUUAAGGUACCAAAAUUAUUAACAUAUUUGAGGCUAGACAAAACAACUGUUAUUUUUAUAUUUUCAAGUUUUUCUUUAAGAAGAUGAGAAUGUCCACAUUCUCUGGAGAAAGGGCUGCUCUUUGAGCAGUCACACUGUCUGCGGCGUCGGCUACAGUGCACAGCGACAUUUGUGUAGCGUGCUGCGCCAUUUGUGUGCUUGCGUAGCUUAGAGGGAGGGAUCGUCGAUUAUCUUUUUGAUUUUAAAUAUCAAAAUCAUGACACCCCUACUGCUGCAGCCCCUUUGCUGGAGAACUAAACUGAAACUCCUCUAUAACUCUGUAUUUUAGCGCCGUGGCUUUACUGCUUUUUACAACCUGACUGGUAGAAUUUAUACAUAAUGCGCACCGAAUCCUGAGGCCCACUGACUAUAGUUCGAAAAAUAUGGUAUAAGGACAGCCUCAUUUCUAUAGAAAAUUCGGCCCACUCUUUAUUUAUUAUUUGCUUAUCCAGACUGUUAACAUGUAAGUCAGCCAGUGUGUCGGCUCUUCAUGUGUAUCAAAGGUGCUUUUCAGUCCUUGGUCACUAAGGAGGACUUUUGUUUAUUAAUGACCAUACUGUUAGACUGUAAACCAUUGAUCUAAAGGUCUAGUAUUUGUCGUUUAGCCUUGGGUGGGAUUGUCUGCUCUAUUUAACACAGAUAAAUACUGACCUUUUAGGAACAGCAGUCACAGCUGCAAAACACAAUAAAGAUAUUUUAAGUUAAA